AUUUCAAACAAAUAAAUGAUCAUCCUCUCUUUUUUUCCCUCUCUUUUUGUCAUUCCAGUUCGUCUUCAUGAUAGUAUUGCGGAGGAAGGCUUCCACUACUUGGUUUUUGACCUAGUUACAGGGGGAGAACUGUUUGAAGACAUCGUAGCCAGGGAGUAUUACAGCGAGGCUGACGCAAGCCACUGCAUACAACAGAUCCUGGAGAGCGUUGAACAUUGUCACAAAAAUCUUAUAGUUCACAGAGAUUUGAAGCCUGAAAACUUGUUGCUAGCGAGCAAGUUAAAGGGUGCUGCGGUCAAGCUUGCUGAUUUUGGUUUAGCCAUAGAACUGGACAAUGGAGAGCAGUGGUAUGGCUUUGCAGGAACACCAGGUUACCUAUCCCCCGAGGUGCUCAGGAAAGACCCCUAUGGCAAACCAGUUGACAUAUGGGCCUGUGGUGUUAUAUUAUAUAUACUUCUGGUUGGCUAUCCACCAUUCUGGGACGAGGAUCAACAUAGACUCUACUCACAGAUCAAAGCUGGAGCGUAUGAUUACCCUUCACCAGAAUGGGACACAGUGACACCUGAAGCAAAGAACUUGAUAGAUAGCAUGCUGACAGUCAACCCAGGAAAGCGUAUCUCUGCCUGCCAGGCUCUAAAACAUCCAUGGAUCCAGUUGAUGAACGAUAGACUGCAAAACCGAGAUCGCUAUGCUUCAGCAAUGCACAGACAGGAGACCGUUGAUUGCUUGAAGAAGUUCAACGCUAGACGCAAACUCAAGGGUGCCAUCCUCACCACGAUGCUGGCUACUAGGAACUUUUCCAAACGUUUCUCAAAAAGCAGUACGGAGCGGGAAAAUAAAACUAUCUGCCUUUCCAUGGUCCAAGGAAUUUCUGCAGCUUCACAGCAGGCGAAGCAGGAUAGUUCAGGGGGCAGUCAAGAAAAGGCCACCCGGACUCUGCAACAGAAGAAAGAUAAUGGCAUCAAGGAGUCCCCAGAGGGCAGCACAAUGGAAGAGGAUGACCUGAGAGUUAAAAAGCAAGACAUUGUCAAGAUGACAGAAACUCUUCUUGAAGCAAUCAACGUAGGUGACUUUGAAUCUUACACCAAACUGUGUGACCCCCACAUGACCUGUUUUGAACCCGAGGCCAACGGGUUCCUCAUAGAAGGGACAGAUUUCCACAAGUUCUACUUUGACACUCUGUGGAAUAAGAACACUCGAAACCGGAAUGUGACCAUCCUACAUCCCAGAGUACAUCUUCUUGGUGAUGAUUCAGCAGCCAUCGCUUACGUCAGGCUCACCCAGUUCAUUGACAAGGCCGGUAAUCCAGUGACGCACCAAUCAGAAGAGACCCGAUUAUGGCAUCGUCGGGACGGCAAGUGGCUGGUAGUGCACUUCCACAGGACAGGCCAACCCAGCAUUAGCAAGUAGCCCGCCCUCUACGGCACCCAAACCCUCUCAAGAUUGGCAAGAAAAGGAGGCGGAGGACUCGCGUCAUCAAUAACCAAAUGAAAAAAAAAAUAUUACGUAUAGUGAAUGACCAGCAAAUUUUUGAAAAAAAUACAGAACGAAAUCCGCCUCUUUGAGAGUGCAUAGAAGCGAAGCUUUAUUUUGUUGAGAUCCGAUUGAAUGUGUUAAUACUUCUCUCUUUCCUUCUAUGUAUGUGUGUGUGUCAGGUAAAGCUCCCUCUAUAGGGGAGUGGGUGUAAGGGUUUUACCUAGGCAUUGAUUGGUUGGUUUUAUUUGAAGAGCCAGGAGUGUUGUAAUGUGAACAAUCUGGAGGGCAAUUGGAACUUGGAGACUUUGUCGGGUGGAAUGGAACUUGGGGGGGAUUUGAGAAGCGCAAGGUAUUCCAGGAAUUGGGCUCUUACAUUGCCAGAUGGAAUGUUUAGGGAGAGAAACAAGUAAUGUGUUCUCCUCUGUUCAGGCUAGGCUGUUAAGGUUAAGAUGAUAUGCCUUAAAAGAUAAUAGGAACCGUUUGAUGAUGAAAGUGUGGUGUCGAUUAUUGCACUAAACCUUAGUGUAAUCGAUUCUCCAUUGUUCAGGAUAUACACCUUGGUGUUGUCUGUGCACAAUGCAGUGUAGGGCGAACACCUUGGUGUUUGAAGGCAGCAUGGUGUUAACGAUACACCUUAGCAUUGAUUUAGACUUCCCAGCAUUUGAUUGCUGCGAAGGCUGGCAGUCGAUGCUUGGUUGGUUUGCCUGGGUUCUAAAAUGCCUACUAACUUUUGAUUUAUUUACCACAGUGGUCGAUGGAGAGAGAUGGUGUUUGCUCAAUUAUGAAAAGUUUAGGGUCUGUCAAGAGUUGACCUGGUGGAUCGUUGAUUGGUUAAGGUUGCUUCUAGUCCACCAGGCAUGUUCAUGCCGGGAGAAAAACACAAACCGUUUCUCUGGUAAUUUGGAGAAAGAUCUGCUUGUUUUUUAUGACAAGAUUUAAGGAACGAGCUCACUGUCCACUGUGGAUUUAUGGGUAAUACCGUGCAAGUCAUGCUUAAAUAGCCGGUGGCAGGCUCAUUGGAAAAUGGAAUAUAUACAGGAAAGAAUGUGUUAUUUAGUUGAAUUUAGAAUCCAUGUGUUUGUUGACCGAGAAGUCUGUAUGUUUGUGAAUAAUAUUGAUGUUUUUUGGUAGAGUAUUAGUUAUUGAUCCUGAUAGUCAUGUAAAGGGUAUAUUAAUCAUGAUAGUCCCCUUAUAAAGGGACAGACUGUCGGAAGAAGAAAAAAAGGAGUUUGAAAAAACCCUAUUAAGGCAUGAAAGCUGCCUCUGUAUUUACUUCUCUUGCUUGUUAAUAUGAACAAAGAAAUCUUUUUAUGUAAAAAAAAAAAAAAUCACAUUUAGAAAACUAUGUUUGAAUUAUACUGUUUAGAUGAAGGUUCUAUCAAAUAUACCUUAAAUUCUGGUUAUUUUAAGCUAAUUUUUCUAGUUGUAGUGUACAAUCAUUUCAGAUUGCUUUUAAAAUACUUGUAUGACUCUAGACAUACCGAUUGCUUUUUCAGAAGAAUGCUGGCAAUUUCAUUCUGAAUAUUCCUGUUAUGUUAUAAAUGGAACGAUAGAAAUGUAAGUAUUUGUUUCAGGUGGGUUUUCUUGUAAAGGUUUGUUUUGUUCCUUCAGUGAAACGAUUCUUGAAUUUGAUUCUCAUCUGCGUCUCAAGGGAGGACAAUCUACACUACAGGGUUUAUCAUACAUGAUAUAUCUUGGUGACGGGAGACAAUUAAUAUAGAUGGGAGACAUUCUUUAUUUCUGUUCCAAACAUUAUUGCAGCUCUGGGCUCUCGGUAAUGCUGUACCAGUGUGUGUGAUUUGAUGUAUGAAACCAUGACACAGAACCUCAUGUCCCUUUCAUCUCACUUUUUGAAGAUUUGAAUUUACCAACUUUUACAAGAAGUAGUUCAGGAGGUAGUUGGAACUGUUCAGGCUUUUCCUGGAGGUGGAGUUAUGGUUGGAAGUGCAGGAAUUUUAAAGAUGAACUCUGAUCUCCCUGUUGUCUAUUAUACAAAUUGUGAUGCUUCUUUUUGGACAAUCUGACAUGUAACAGUAAAUGAGUUAUUUGGCAUGGUUGGGCUUUGAGUUUCAAUUUUCAUUUGGGUCAAGAGUGUAUGAAAUAAUAUGACUAGCAAUUGGGCAUAGAGCAGUAUGACAUCAUCGUUUUGUCAACUUUUGAACUUGAACAUUGAAUGAAAUACUGUACCAUUUGAAAAUCGAAAUUGUUUGAGAAAGUCCAAAGAUUUUUGUCAGUUUUGUAUUUUAUAUUAAUCUUUGGUCACUUCCCUGGGUCUAAUUUCUAUCACAUUCAUUGAUAUGCUAAACUUUUCCUGUUAUGAAUCUUGCAAAAGUAAACAAAAUUUGCCUUUUCAUGUAAUUUCCCAAACCAUCCUUUUAUAUUCCCCUGUCCCAUCUGUUGUGUUGAACAUGUCAUCAUAGGUUUUAACACCUCCUCCACCCCCCCCCCAAUCAGUACCCUGAUUAAAUAAAUUUUUACAAUUCUGUCUAAAGGAAGUUGAAAUGUUAGAUGUAACAUGGUGUGUUAUUAGGAGAAGGCUUGGAGCUGCAAACCCUAUCUGUGCAGACUUUAAACCUUGUUUUUGUCAAGAUAUUAUUUCUAUUAAUACAUGCUCUAAACAUGUUCUUGAUACAUGCCCCAGAAACCAAAGAGGACUAUCUCACUCUCAUCCUCAAUUAUGUAGGGAAGAUGCUAACCCAUCACAGUACCAGAGCCUUUUCUUUUUGCUUUGCAAUAUUAGAAAAACUUUUCCACACAGGCAUUUUUUCCCUUUUUAUUGGGACAUGCAAGUCGUAUCCACGUAUAUGACACUUAACAAGCCAAAGGGAUCAAUAUAUUAGGAGUUGGCAAUUUCUGUCAUUCAUACAUGAAAGUGCAAUAGCUAUCGAAGUUGAUAGUUGUGCAAAGACUGUUUAGAGGUUGUGAGAAAAGAUGCAAUAGGACCUUUCUGAACAAAUACAACCAACCGGAGAGGGGAGGAGAGAUCACUUAUUGUGAUCUGUACCAAACCUACUUACCGGUAGUAAGCACUCAACGUUUAUAGUAAGAUACAAGAGUAGAGGAGUUUAAACCCUUCCCAAAUCCUGUUCUUUAAAACAAUAUUUUUUUUUCAAGAUCAUCAUGGACUGGUUUCACUGUAAUUGUCCUCCCAAACUCUCCGAUAUUGCACCUGUAAAGAAAAAAAAACCCACUUUGUCAACAAUACAGCUUUUUCUAAGCUGGAUUUGUGCCUUUUUGAAGAUGUCAGUAAGUUUGAACUAAAAGGACCUUAGUAGAUUUAAGUACAUGUAGUUGUAUUAUUGUCUGUUCUCAUUGUAGGGUAGAGGAUCGCAUGGAGGGAAAGAUUUGAUGUAAACAUGGAUCUUAAAUAUGCAAUGUAAACGGGAUAUUUUUGUUGUUCUCUCUGACGGUCUGUCGAACAUGGUGUCUAUGUAUGUGGGAACGGAGAAUGGAAUUUUUUUCUUCAUUUUUAUUGAUGUUGAUGUAUGGUAUGUGUAUAUGAGUCAAUAUGUGUUAACAAUUCAAGAUUCAAAUGACGGUCGUUGGGUGAGAGGGAGCGGCCGAGGAGAGGUCCGUGCAACGGAACUCGUACGAUUAAAUAAUGUUCAACCAUUUUGAUUGUCACAAGACAUACAUGUAAAACUGCAGAAUAAGCAAACAAAAAAGUGAAUAUAAAUAUUUAUUCAAGAAGAUUUUGUGAUAUAUCUUACUUAGUGUCAUGGAUAUAGCGUGUGCUUUGGCUGCACUAAUGACAGUGAUGAUAAAGCAAUGAUAAUCACAGAUAAGUAGAUUAGUAUUAUGAUAUAUAUAUAAUGUAUCUAUCCUUAGCACCAACUGUAUUUUGGAGAUAUGGUCAUUAUGUUUAUGUUUGGUACAGAUUCCCUUUCAUGCAUUGCAUUUGCUUUUUCUAUUCUUGAGAAAUGUAUGAUUAUAGAUGUCUUUUUUUCUUCAAAUUAACUUUUCUUUGCAAUUAGAUAAAUUUAUAUUACUGAUAUUAUCAUUAUUGUUUGGUGUAACAAUGUUUAAUAUAUAUUAUUGCUAGCUCCUAAAUAUAUGUGCAUAUUUGUCUUGGAAUAUAUAAAAUCUCUCUUCUUUUUGUUGGAAAGCAAUGUAACUAGUGUAAUGAUUUUCUAAUGAGUAUAUGUGGCUAAUCAUGUAAUUUGUAGAGGUAGUGUAUUUUUCCUAUUCAUUUGAGAAUGAAUAUUUCUUGUUUCAUUUUUCAACUCGCUCACGUGGAAGACUGCUGCAAAAAGGAAAAAAAAACAAAUGUAUUGAAUUGAAGGAUCUGCAGGAGCGGCAUCCGAGUACAACAUUACCUCUUACUUUGUGCAUCUAACACUUUGAAUCUCGCACUUGUUGAAACCUCUGUAUCUACCCUAUAGCAGAUACAAGGAGGCGGUAAAGUAGGGGUUAAGGAGAUAAGUGUUUCAAUGCACGGUGACAGGUUUACGCACUACAACGAAAUAAGACUUGUACAAUCUAUAUAUUACUCUUUGCAAUGUAAACUUCUUUCUGUUUUUGUUUUCUUCUCAUUGGGAAUGUACAUAUUUUUCAAAUUGCACAUACAUGUAGAUGUUUUUGAGUCAGUGCAAGAAUGGCUUACCAGAAGAGAGCUGGUCACUUAUGUAGAGAUGAUAUGGUUAUAUGUAGUAGUAUUGUCGGGUGCAAAAGGGUGUAUCUGCCAAAUCGUCUGCUGGCAUGGCAUGGCGGGGCAUCUUCCUUUUCAAUGUUCAUUCAUGGCCUGUUCAUACCACGUUGACUAGAGAUCCCAACUACAUGUAACUUCAUACCCUGCAACUGUCUAAUCCAUCCCUUUCUCUGUCAACAUUCAUUAAUGGUUCAAUCUCAUCUACAUCUAUUUCGAAAACUUGAAUCUCUGUUAAAUAUAAAAGGACUCGCAGAAGAGUUUCUGCCGCCAGCCCCCAAAUCAUUUUUAUGACGUUUCCCUUUUGCAUUAUUCCAUGGUACCUCCUUUUUUUUUUUAGUGCAGAAUUUUAAAAUAAUUGGAAUUUGGGGGUGUAAUUAAUUCAGGAUGUAUUGGGUUAUCUGCAUGUAGCUAUUUCGGAUUUCAUAUAGCAAUGAUAAUGAAGGUUGGUACUUGCUGCUGGAAUUCUGACAGAGAGACACUGUACCAACAUGUGGCAUCAGCAGUCAUAUAACGCCCUUCUAGCACCAGUACCCACACAGAUAUUUUUUUAUAUUUCUGUCCCCCCCCCCCCCCUCAGAAAGGAGGACAGUAGCCUUUUGGUGUGCUAUCUGUCCCUUCCCUCUAACCAAAUGCAAGGAGCUCAUUGAAUAUUCCUCUUAAAUGUACAUACUUUAAUAAUGACUUACGAGAAACUUAAAACCUGGUAUUAGGUUUAGGCUUACAGUAAACUAAGGCCUCUGUAUUGCAAACACCACAUGGUAAAAUGAAAAGGAAGAUACCCACAUGCCAAAAUUCAGACACGUUGGAGAUAUAGCGCCCUCUAUAGUCGGUUCAUCCUCAUGUUGGUUUAAUGGUGUAGAUGGCAGAGUAUUACACUGAAUCUAGGAGUGAUAAAUGUAUACUAUUUUUACUUGCUGUGUGUCUCUGAGACUUGUAUAAGAGCACUACUGAAAUAAUGGCAUAUUCACCCCUUUAGUUUAUUGAUAUCAUUUCGAAACAAUCUUAAGCCAUAAAGAAUUCCAUUUAAAAACCCAUUAUUGUUGAUUUUGAAAUUAUUUCACGACGGAAAUGCUGCUUUUUGAGUCGAUAGAUUAAAGGAUUUCAGUGUAUAAGUAAAGGAGAAGAAAAAGAAAUUAAAAGGGAAAAAUAAAUAACAAAUUACCGGUAGGUGACAUUGAUACAUUCUAAAGAAUUGUAUGAAUUAUUGGGAUACAAAAUGUAUACAUGGCAAUGAAGAUGCCAAUGAAGAGGUCAGAUACCCGUGUUCUCUAGAAAAGAAGAGGGCAUUCUAAUUGAUUUUGCAUCUUCAAGUUUGGGAAGUAAAGAUGGGAUGAAAAUCUGGAACUUUCAUGGGGACUCCAAGUCAGGAUCAAACAGUAAGACGUGAUCAAGUACGAUGCUCGGUCUCGAAGAGAAUUAACUCGCUAUCGAUGGACGCUCGUCACAGGUCGUUUCAAUUUUAUGUUUUCAUUCUUAUCGGUGUCUAAACUUAAUAUCUUUUCUUUAAGAGUAGAGCAAGGUAUAUUCAGCACCCUUUGGUAAACUCUCUUUAAGAUCUGGUUGAUUAGUUAUGGGCCAUUUAUUGAAUAUACCUGGAAAUAAAUGUGCAAUUUGACUACA
Molecule: messenger RNA, 7744 nt
Organism: Strongylocentrotus purpuratus (purple sea urchin)
Lineage: Eukaryota; Metazoa; Echinodermata; Echinoidea; Camarodonta; Strongylocentrotidae
Product: calcium/calmodulin-dependent protein kinase type II subunit alpha
Exons: 17
Coding region: 16-1410 (464 amino acids)
Biological process (GO): protein phosphorylation
Cellular component (GO): cytoplasm; neuron projection
Molecular function (GO): calmodulin binding; ATP binding; calcium/calmodulin-dependent protein kinase activity
Source: RefSeq, a predicted model, not a curated record